Molecule: messenger RNA, 3955 nt
Organism: Ictalurus punctatus (channel catfish)
Lineage: Eukaryota; Metazoa; Chordata; Actinopteri; Siluriformes; Ictaluridae
Gene: ppp3r1b
Product: protein phosphatase 3 (formerly 2B), regulatory s1ubunit B, alpha isoform, b
Exons: 6
Coding region: 293-805 (170 amino acids)
Molecular function (GO): calcium ion binding; calcium-dependent protein serine/threonine phosphatase regulator activity
Source: RefSeq, a predicted model, not a curated record
CCUCCUCCCCGGCAGUGAGCGCUGAGCUGAAGCCGCUCCUCCUGUUUCCGUGCUGCGGCGCUGCCCGAGACUUUACCGCAGUGAGAUCCGUCAUCCGUCCAUAACACGAACGCUCCGAGGGGGGCUGACUCUCACACCGACAGGCUUUGGUUGUUGACCCUGCUGGGGAAAAAAAACAACAACAACAAAACACAAGCCGAAACGAAAAACAACCCGGAUUCGGGGAAAUAAUAACAAUAAUACUAAUUUUAAGGAAAAUAAAUAAAUAACCGAAGACCAACCGCGCGACAAAAUGGGAAAUGAAGCAAGUUACCCGUUGGAGAUGUGCUCGCACUUCGACGCUGAUGAGAUUAAGAGACUAGGCAAGCGGUUUAAGAAACUCGACCUGGAUAACUCGGGAUCUCUGAGCGUGGAAGAGUUCAUGUCGUUGCCCGAGCUCCAGCAGAACCCGCUGGUCCAACGAGUCAUCGACAUAUUCGACACGGAUGGCAACGGCGAGGUGGACUUUAAAGAGUUCAUCGAGGGCGUGUCUCAGUUUAGCGUCAAAGGUGACAAGGAGCAGAAACUGCGCUUCGCGUUCCGGAUCUACGACAUGGACAAGGACGGCUACAUAUCCAACGGCGAGCUCUUCCAGGUGCUCAAGAUGAUGGUGGGCAACAAUCUGAAGGACACGCAGCUGCAGCAGAUCGUCGACAAGACCAUCAUCAACGCGGACAAGGACGGAGACGGCAGGAUAUCCUUCGAGGAGUUCUGUGCGGUGGUCGGCGGUUUAGACAUUCACAAAAAGAUGGUGGUGGAUGUGUGAACGGACGGACGACCCCCUUUCACCAAACUCCUCUCUCUCUCUCUCUCUCUCUCUCUCUCUCUCUUCCUCUUCCCCCUCUCGUUCUGUUCCUCUCUCCGAUUCUCUGCGUUCUCCUCCAUACCUGAGAAUCAGCUCGCAGUGUCCAGCUAUAAGCGCUCCUCUUCACUCUCGCUCCUCUUUCUACUUACACAGAAGUAUUUUGUUUUGUGACCACGCCCCCUCCCCUCCACUCCCCCUCCCCCUCCCCACACCUUUUUUUUUUUUUCUUCACGUCCAAUCAUCGGAAGUGCUAUCGAGCACGACGACGAUCUUUUUGUUUGUUUGUUUGUUUGUUUGUUUGUUUGUUUGUUUCCUAGCGACGUGUAGGAUAUAGCAGGAGAAACGGCUUUCGGACACUGGGCAAGCAUUUCAGUUUGGUGGAGAAUGGGGGAAAGUGUGUGUGCACGCGUGUGUGUGUGUGUGUGUGAGAGGUAUUGUUUGUUUCUUUUUCAUUUUUGAAGGGGGGACAUUUUUUAAAAAAAUAUUUAUUUCAGUCGUGUGUUUUUAUUCUUAAUGAGCACGUAGGUGUACAAGGAGUUCGUCCAGUCGCUUGAUACACAACACGACGUGUUAUUAUUUUUAUUUUUUUUUUUUUUUCAUCGCAGCGCGCAGAUAAGAGCAUGAAGUGCCAAUCAAAACCGAAUAUGCGUGAUUGUAUUCCGAACAGAAAUCCGAAUCGAUGUGAGCGGGAACGUAUGAAAGUCAUUCUCUGGCCAUCGGCUGUGCACGGAAUCCACGAACCGGUUUAAAACCAUCCCUCCCCCACUCCGUUUCUCCCCCACGCCCGCUCCAGAUAACACGCAACGAUAGGAAGCUGUAAGGUUUUGUAAUAGGACGAGCGUGUGUGUGUGUGAGAGAGAGAGCCCGUGCGUGCGUGUGUGUGUGAGCGAUGUUUAUAUUGUUACGGUAUUCAAAUAUGGUCCUUGCUUUUCCGAUAUCCACGGUAGGUUAAAAUAACGCAGAACGUCACACGUACACAGACGUGCGGUUUACUUUCACGGGAUAUUUAUCAUCUUUAACGUUUCUGAUAAAUCGAUAGCGAUUCCAACAUUUUUUUUUUUUGCCGUUAAAUCGUGAGACACACGAACACACACGGGCUGGAACGGUGCCACCUGCGUGCUUGUGAACGCUGUUGCGUAUUUUUCAUUCAUCGAUAAACGGAAGAAAACGAAGGUCGCGUCAGGCAUCGGAGAAGGCGCGGAGGUCCGGUGGGUCUCGCGUUUUCGAGAAACGGAACCGGGCGAGGUUUUGCGACGUGACUGCGGGCGGCGCCGCAACGCGAGCGUUUGUGUCCGCGUAUUCGAGCGGACGGACCGGGGUCGAGAGGUCCAGCCCGUUGGCGUCCCGUAUCGACCGCCGUGGCCGAGCCGAGCGAGUGCGAGUUCACGUUUCGUUCACUCGCGCCUGUUCGUUUCCAGCCACGUGAAGCCUCCGCUCGGACUUUCUCUUCAGCGGAAGAAGGAGAAACCCCGGCUGCGUUUCGAAACCACACGCUUGCAUACUAACCCGUGUGUUACACUAGUACACAGCGGCGCUCGUGUCGCGGUGUCGGAGGACCGUUUAGUGAUGGAGGACGGAUGUCGAGGUGCAGAGUUUGUACUUGUAGACAUUUUCAGCAGGAAGUUUUCAUUCUGGCCGAGUGUUUAAAAAAUAAAUAAAUAAAAAAAGGCUCAAAUCACACACCGUGACUACAAAACAAACAUACUUUCAGUCGGUUUGUACGUGGGACGCACUCAUCGAGAACGUCUGCGUGGUGCGUGCUUGUGUAUCAGACACGGUUCACUCACGCCGUUAGGCUCGUAACUCCGCCCCUCCAACGAAGGGGGCGGGACAAAGGAAAAAACCUUAACAACAAGAGGCUUCACAGACACGCAAACAGAUCGCAGAUGAAUUGAGUCAGGAAUCCAGGCUUUAUUCGUCUGGUUGUACUGAAGUCUGCUCAUCCGACGUGGUUUCCACUGCAUCAGGGGGCGUGGCCUCAGUCACCACACUGGACCUACCGGAUGGUAGCUAGUUAACCCGAAAGAGUUCCUGCGCUACGUGUCUGUUUGUUUGUUUUAAUCCGGUUAUGAAAACUGACACAUUUGUUUAGACCACAAGUAUGUGAUUUGAGACUUUUUUAAAGAUCCGUUUCGACAUUAUUAACUGCAGUCUGGAGUCACUAUGAUAAAUAGUCCAGAGCCUCCCAUGCUGGAAAAACAAACUGAGACGCGACCAUUCGAGUUACCAGGUUUCUGCAGAGCACUGGCAGGAAAUCCGUUAGCGUUAGCAUUAGCUCCGCUCAUCACUUUGUUUUUCUUCUUCUUUUUUUUAGUGAUUAUAGCCUGAGUCGCCUUCUAGAUAACCACCAGGAUGUGUGUGCUCUCCCCUCUCUCUCUCUCCCCUCUCUCUCUCCCCUCUCUCUCUCCCCUCUCUUUCUCUCCCCUCUCUCUCUCCCACACUCCUCUCUCUCUCCCACACUCCUCUCUCUCUCUCCCACACUCCUCUCUCUCUCCCACACUCCUCUCUCUCUCCCCUCUUUCUCUCUCUCUCUCCAACUCUCCUCUCUCCCCCCUCUCUCUCUCUCCCCUAUCUCUCUCUCUCUCUCCCUCUCUCCUCUCUCCCCCCUCUCUCUCUCUCCCCUCUCUCUCUCUCUCUCCCACACUCCCCUCUCUUUUUCUCUCUCCCUCUCUCCAACACUCCUCUCUCUCCCCUCUCUCUCUCUCUCUCUCUCUCUCCCCCACACUCCUCUCUCUCCCCUCUCUCUCUCUCUCUCUCUCUCUCUCUCUCUCCCCCACACUCCUCUCUCUCCCCUCUCUCUCUCUCACCAACUCUCCUCUCUCUCUCUCCCACACUCCUCUCUCUCCCCUCUCUCUCUCUCUCUCUCUCUCUCUCUCCCACACUCCUCUCUCUCGCUCUCUCUAAUCUUUCUCUCGCUCUCUCACAUGCACGUCUGCUGGUUGUUUUUUUGUUGUUGUCGUUUGUUUGUUUUCUUUUUUCUAAACCACGCGCUGCACGACCUGCGUUUUCCCCAAAAUAAAAAGACCCUUAAGGGUCUGGUGAUGUGCUUUGCAUGAAACGGGCGGGUGUCUUUCUUUUCUCCGUGCAUGUAGGUCCGACUUUUUGGGGGGG